This is a messenger RNA of Cajanus cajan (pigeon pea), 486 nucleotides long. The record is from RefSeq and is a predicted model, not a curated record. NCBI's taxonomy places the organism in Eukaryota, Viridiplantae, Streptophyta, Magnoliopsida, Fabales, Fabaceae.
AUGCCAUUAGGACUGUGCAAUGCUCCUGCAACAUUUCAGAGAUGCAUGCUGGCUAUAUUCUCCGACCUAGUGGAGAAGAGCAUUGAGGUUUUCAUGGACUGUAAACCAGUUCUUACUCCCAUAAUUAAAUCCACAAGACUCAGCCACACCACUGAUUCCCCUUAUGAAGAUCCAGCUGGGAAUAGAAGGCUCAUUGGCAAACUUUUGUAUCUCACCACAACUAGACCCGAUAUCAGCUAUUUUGUCCAGCAACUAAGUCAGUUUUUAUCCUGCCCUCAACGGUCUCAUUAUCAAGCUGCCAUCAGGGUACUUAUAUACCUCAAGGGAAAUCCUGGACAAGGCUUGUUUUAUCCAGCAGAUUCCCUUCUUCAACUCAAAGCUUUUAGUGAUUCAGACUGGGCCUCUUGUUCAGAUACUAAAAGGUCUCUCUCAGGCUAUUCUGUUUUCCUAGGAAAUUCCCUCAUCUCUUGGAAGUGCAAAAAAUAG